Messenger RNA from Brassica napus (rape), 1193 nucleotides. RefSeq names its product transmembrane emp24 domain-containing protein p24delta4. Lineage: Eukaryota; Viridiplantae; Streptophyta; Magnoliopsida; Brassicales; Brassicaceae. The transcript has 4 exons. Gene Ontology annotation, cellular component: COPII-coated ER to Golgi transport vesicle; endoplasmic reticulum-Golgi intermediate compartment; endoplasmic reticulum. Bases 388 to 1035 code for a protein of 215 amino acids. Gene Ontology annotation, biological process: endoplasmic reticulum to Golgi vesicle-mediated transport; Golgi organization; intracellular protein transport. The record is from RefSeq and is a predicted model, not a curated record.
AUCUGAGUGUAUUGAUGUCAUGAUGUGUACAGAAACAAAGGUCUAUCUCUUUUUUUGUGAGACUUUCUGGUUCUUGCUCUAGGUAGUUUAGACUGGUAUAUUUUGGUUAGAAGUAUAUAUUUAACUAGUCCAUUGGGGAUAGGUUAUGGUUCUUCUGAUCUUGUUGAUGUCGUGGAUAUUUAGUCAUAGGGUAAAAUAAAGAGAAAACUUAUUUCGGUGAUUUUCUUUCCUUGGGAGAGGUAUUUUUGCGACGAGAAGUUAAAAAGUUUAGGGAAUUUCUCAUUUUCUUAUAUAAUUUUUCAUUAUUAUAUUUGAAAGAGUUUAGUAUUAAAUCUCGUUGGUAGAAGAACCAGAAGCGAGAUCUGACUAGCUGCAUCGAAGAAGAAGAUGCGGCGUGAGUUUGCGACAACGCUCUUACUCUCGACUCUCGUUUCCUUUCUGGUGCCGGAGCUAAUUUCGGUCGGCGAAGCCGUGUGGCUCAACAUACCCAAGACCGGAACAAAGUGCGUGUCGGAGGAAAUCCAGAGCAAGGUCGUCGUUUUGGCCGAUUACCUCGUCAUCUCCGACGAACAUUCCAUCUUCCCUACUGUUUCCGUCAAGGUUACAUCACCAUAUGGCAGCGUUUUGCACCACAGUGAAAACGCUACGCAUGGUCAGUUUGCGUUUACAACCCAAGAAUCAGGAACCUACUUGGCCUGUUUUGAGGCUGUAGGGAAUAGUCACGGCAACAACGAUAUCAGCAUCAACCUUGACUGGAAAACUGGAAUCGCGGCCAAGGAUUGGGACUCCAUUGCCAGAAAAGAGAAGAUCGAGGGUGUGGAGCUGGAGCUUAGGAAACUCGAAGCUGCAGUUGAAGCCAUACAUGAAAACCUACUUUACCUCAGAAACAGAGAAGCAGACAUGAGGAUUGUGAGUGAAAAAACAAACUCGCGAGUCGCAUGGUACAGUAUAAUGUCUCUAGGCAUCUGCAUUGUAGUCACUGGUUUACAGAUUUUGUACUUGAAGCAAUACUUUGAAAGGAAGAAGCUUAUUUAAAUGAGAGUUGUGAUCCGUGGGUACUAGAGAGGCCACUUUCAUUUGCUUUCUUUUCUUGUUACACUCUGUUUCGAACCUAGUGUACAAUUUUGUUCACCUAUUUAACUUGUACUUUGUCUCGGGUUAUAUUUAUAUGAAAAAAAUGCCAAAACGAAACA